UUCACGAUGCUGUCAGUCAGUCCGGUAGGAACAGAAAGGGCGGGACUCUUAGCUGAGCCGUGGGUACGCUGCGGUGUCCAGAAAAUAGAUAAACAGUAUAUGCUAACCUAUGACUUACGCAACUAAGUUACAAACUCAUUCAACUAGAUACUGACACGCCAAACUGGCAAACAGAAGAUGUCGAAGAGGAGCCGCGCAUUUGCCCAGCAGCCCAUCACGAACAGCAGGCUAGUUAGCAACAUGAUGAUGGCCAGCUGAACAUUGUAGUGCCUUCAGCUCUGGUUAUUAUUGCGCUCACGGUUUAAUCUUCUCUUUUCCUGCUCUGAAUUGGUGCCUUUCAUGCAUCCUCUCCACAUGCACUCCUAGAAUUGUAGUUAUUUGACCGGAGCUGCUCAGUUUUAGGUGCUUGUGCGCCAGCAAGCUAAGCUAACAGCACAGGAUUGGUGCGCAUGGGCCAAACCCCUUUAACAUAUUAGCUCGCAGCUAACCAGUCGCUGGCUCUACAGGUUUGGACCAUAAAGUGUAGAGUUUUCUAGAAAGAUACGCGGUGCAGAUCGAGCAAGCAGAAUGUUAGUUUGCAGAAACCCACGGGUCUGUGAUCGAGACCUACAUUGACCCUUAACAACAACAGAAGCCCCGGUCUCUCUAUACAGGCUGCAAAAUGAGCACGUAGUGAACUGUGACAUUGAUCUGCGUUGUGCCUUUCAACGAUGUAGCUUUGCAACCCGCUUGCUUUUUUUGGGGCAUACUUCUAAGGACAAUAAAGAUGAACAAUCAAGCAAUCAUGUCACAAGAGAAGAUGGAGCUGGAUCUGGACAUCCCGUCGUCACUUGUUCAGAGCGAUGGGCACUUGAGACGAUCUAACAGCGAACCCAUGAUAAACGGCCUGAGUGAUGCUUCACAGGUGUUCCAGAGAGAGGUUCUCCGCAGCAGAAGAAACAGUACUACUGUUGUUCGACCCAGUGUGGUUCCAUCUUCGCCAGUACGUGUUCCUAGCACAAGACUGCAGAGGAUCAAACAGGAAGAGGGUGUAGAUGUGAUGAACCGUGAAACUGCUCAUGAACGAGAGGUGCAGGCAGCCAUGCAGAUGAGCCAGUCUUGGGAGGAGAGUCUUAGUCUGAGUGAUAAUGAUCUUGAGAAAUCUUCAUCGUCAUCUCCGAAGCGGAUUGAUUUUGUGCCUGUGUCUCCUGCUCCUUCGCCCACCAGAGGGAUCGGAAAGAAGCAGUGUUUCUCUCCCUCACUUCAAAUCCUGGUGACCAGUAACGGUCUGACGCCCAGCCCUGUUCCCAGCCCGACACGCCGCUUCAGUUGCCCAGCAGGAGGAGUCAGAGCCCGAUCAACUGCAUCAGGCCUGGUAUUCUGGGCCCUCUCAAACGCAAAAGUGAAAUGGAGACAGAAAGCCAGCCCAAGAGACUCUUUCAGGGAACCACCAACAUGCUGUCCACAGAGGUGUCUCACUUGCCUGAACUUAACAGCUGCAGUCUGUCUCCACCAGAUCUUCUGGAUGGGAGUCUCAGUAGCGUCGGCUCCUCCUCAGACUCUCCCGCCAAGAUGGAAGGAGUGUCGCCCUCCUCCAGUAACUGUUCCCUCACGCCCCUUCAGGACCUCUCCCCUAAGUGAUCCGCUGAGCAUCACGGACAUCAGAGGAGGAUUGGGCCGCUUCUCAGGCCCUUUUCCACUCAUUUACUUUUAUCCCAACAUAGCUUUUCUUUUUUUCCUGAAUUGUCCUGUUAUGUUACAUUUGAAGCGAGGCGGGAGAGUAUUCCGUGUGGGACAGACUCUAAGGGCAAGGAGAGACUGUGGAUGUUUUUUGCAUCAGCUGCUAUAAAUAGAUGUAAAACAUGGUGUAUGGAUCUGUAUCAAAGUGAACAAUGUCACAGAAGAGGACUUUGCUUUUUGUUUUGGUUCCCUUAUGGGACAGUUAUCUUUUUGAUAACGCUUUGAAAAGAAAACCGCUGUAAAAGGCAGAACAACUACAGGCACGUUCUUUGAUUUACAAUCUCAGCUUGCCGAACGGUAUAGUGUGUGAGAAUGUAACUUAUUUUUUUGCUUUUAUUUGUAUGUAAGUAUGUACAUAAGAUGCGUGCGGAGGCAAAGAGCUCGACCGGCAAACUGACAGCCGCCUCUUCUGGAGUUUUAUUAGCGGUGCAACUGCACUUUAAAGGAGCUGAAUUUCAUUUCUGAUUCUGCAUAUUUAGUUUUUCAGGAAUGGCCUUUUCUUUAUUUUCACGUAGGUGGAGGAAGGUGUUUUUUCAGAGCUUGGCACUUCAUUCUCUGUUAGAAUGAUAUUCAUGGUUUCUAUACACAACUACUGCAGAUGGGGUUUAUUAUUGCAGCUGGUGGUAACCACUAAAUCCUCGAUUUGAACACUACAGAGAAACUGAACUGCCUGUGUUGAUGUUUGUCAACCUAAAGACGUGCGUAAAGCCGUGUUGUCAUUUUCACAGCUUUCAGAGAAUGGAGCAAAACAUCCGGGCUAAGAUGAAUGAUGUCCAUUGUAUGUUUUUACUCCUCGCACAGUGACUUUGCCCUGUUUUUGAUAUUCAGGAAAGAUUUGGAGGAGAAUGCGCUCUACAGAGUUAAAAGGAUUUUCAGUGUUGUUUUUCAGAGGCUGUUAACACAGACACAUUUGGCAGGUUAAAAUGUGAGAUGCAGAAAAGUGCAAAGGAAUGAAAUCCUCCCAUCAGAAAUGUUAUUUGUGGAGUUAAAAUUUUUAAUGUAAUUUACUGAUACUGAAACGGUGUGCCAUUGAAUUUGUAUAUAAGAGAAAUGUACAACUGUUAUUGUAGGAGGUCUUUGUUUGGGGAUGUAGUUACUUUAGGAAAUAUUGUUUUCUUUUAUAAAAGGUUUUCUCGAUUUCAUUUAAAGAAAUUGAUUUAUUUCCUUAAGCAUGAUAUGAUGUAUCAUAAAUUUUUUUUUUUUUUUUUUUUUUUUUGGUGCAAGAAAGUGAUUGUAAAAUCCUGAUUUAAGUGAAUUGGAAAAAGUGAGGGUUUUUCACUUAAGAAAAGUGACACACUGCAGUGUAAAUCUUUUUCUGAAUGUCAAUGCAAACAAAAAUACAGUAAGUGGGUCGUGUGGAUCCAGAUUCUGUCCUGUAGUGAUGGGUGAAGUGGUUUGUUUUUUGUCCUGUGGACGUGUCGGAUUCUUUAUUUAAUGGUUUUACUCUGUCCUUUUGACUUGUACAGUACCUUUAAAGCCUGUGCACGUGAACUCUGAGGAGGACUGCGUGCUCUCAUGAGAACAUACAGUUGUGCUCUGCUCUCUCUGAACAAAUUUUGUUCCCAUCAUAUCGGAGACCCCCAGAUGUCAGAAAUAAAUUAUUUGUCCAGC
Messenger RNA from Cyprinus carpio (common carp), 3330 nucleotides. RefSeq names its product P2R1A-PPP2R2A-interacting phosphatase regulator 1-like. The transcript is spliced from 10 exons. Gene Ontology annotation, molecular function: protein serine/threonine phosphatase inhibitor activity. Lineage: Eukaryota; Metazoa; Chordata; Actinopteri; Cypriniformes; Cyprinidae. The coding region runs from base 767 to 1828 and encodes 353 amino acids. The record is from RefSeq and is a predicted model, not a curated record.